Messenger RNA from Rotaria sp. Silwood2, 279 nucleotides. NCBI's taxonomy places the organism in Eukaryota, Metazoa, Rotifera, Eurotatoria, Philodinida, Philodinidae. The record is from the annotation of a GenBank genome assembly.
AUGGAUUAUUUACGUCAAAUUGAAGACGAUUUUAUUGAAAAAGAACGUCUUGAACAGCGUGAAUUAUCAUUACAUAAUGAAAAACUUCAAUUAGAAUUAGAAUUAAAUACUUAUAAAUUAGAAAUAAAACGUUUAUAUUCAUGUUUUAAUAUAAAUAUCGAUUCAAUUAAACAAUUAAUGCCAAUUUUAGAAGAUCGAUUAUUACAGACUUCUUCUAUUUCAUCAACAUCACAACUCAAUAAUGAAUAUGAACAACUUCAACAGAUUUUGAAAAUUUAA